AUGAACGACCCCGAGGUCGCCAUCCUGCGCAACGACGCCGCCCUCCACUCGCUCAAGCGCCCUCAGCUCCUCGCCCUCGUCCGUAGGUUCGGUCUCAAGGGCUCGGGCAAGAACACCGACCUCGUCAGCCGCCUGCAGCAGCACGGCGCCCUGAUCGUUGAGCGAGGGUGGGACCGCAGCAGCGCAGAGCCGGGCGAUGCCAGCACGGCCUCGUGGGCUAUCGUUGACGGUGCAGCUAUGCCUGCUGCUCAAGGUCUGGAGGAGCUCGGCGUGCGAGGGACCGGUUCGGCGCCAAGCACCCUCACGAGCUCGAGUUCGGCGACAUCGCUGGCGAGCACGAUCCGCGAGAAGGGCGCGACGCUCCUUCGCGCCCUCGUCGACCCGGGCAGAAGGGACGACGAGCCGAACUCGGCACCCGACUCGCCUGGCGAGCCCGACCCGCCCCGUGACGAGUUCGUCGCGCUCAACGAUGUCGCCACGAGCGAGGACGACGACCACGAGAACUCGGCCGCAGAAGACGACGACGACGGCGGGAUCCGCCUCGUCUCGUCCCGCUCGACCGUCGCCGACACGACCAUGACGUCCCUCGACUCGCCGCCGCCUCCUGUGCCCCACACGACCUCGGCCUUCGUCUUUGGCUCGCCCUCGACGGCGGCCGCACCGCCGGCGUCGACCUUUACCUUCUCGUCGACCAUGCCCGGUACCCUCUUCGCCUCGACCAGCUCCACCUCGUCCGCCCACGCCGACCAACCUGUCGCCGUCGACGCCGCACCACCGCCUUCGACAAUGGACAGCAUCCUCGCCGAGAUGAACCGCCGUGCCGCCGAGUCGCGCGCGGCUGCGCCCCUGCCCCGCAGCGGCUCGACCCUGUUCGGCUCCGCCUCCUCGACGCGGCCCGUCUCGCCGAGCAAGGGCAGCCGAGCGGCGUUCGACCUCGACCACAAGCGCCGCUUCGACAGGAUGGACUCGAUCACGACGCACUGGGCGGCUAAGCGCGCGCUGCCGGCGUCGUCGUCGUCGAACGGCAACCUCGCGGGCCUGGCGCGCUCGGGCUCGUCGCGCUCGAUCGGCGCCGCCGCAGUCGCAGCCGCAGGUGACGCUCCCGAGCGUGCCCCGAAGCGCCUCAAGCCGUCGACGUCGAGGCCGUUCGGCCUGAGCCGCCUCGCGUCGAGCACCGCGACCGCAUCCUCGACGUCAAGCUCGUCCGGCGCCGUCACGGACCAGAAGCUCGUCGCCGCGCUCCGCGACGACGGCUGGUCGGCCGCCCCGGCGCUCAAGGGCGCCGUCUCGCUCUCGGCGUCGCUCCGCACGGCGGCGCAGCCGGCGCGUGGCGGCGGCGGGCUCAAGGACGUGCGCGAGGACGUCUUGCCGCGCAAGGAGCAGGAGCGCGCGCAGAAGAAGCGGCAGAUGGAGCUGGCCAAGGCGAGGAGGAAGAGCCAGGUAGCGAGCGGCGUGGGCUUGAGCAGGAGGAGGCCGAGUUUGGGCGUCGGGCCCAAGUCGUCCGGCUCGACGGCCUCGCGCCUAUUUAAGAACGCCGUGCGCAAGUUCACGACCUCGUCGUCCUCGUCGUCGACCUCGACUCGCCCGCCGGUUCCUCCUCUCCCGACCUCUUCGUCCCUCCGCACACUCGCCCCGUCGACCUCGACGCGCACGCUCGCCACCCCUUCGACGAGCACCCUCCCUCGCUUCGCCACCUCGACCGCCGCGUCCGCCUCGCGCACGGCCCUCGUCCCCGCCUCGCCGCCCAAGAAGGCCGAGUCGCAGCCGCAGCACCUCGGCCGCAAGAAGUUUGACCUGCAGGCGUCGCUCCAGCGUCCGAUGAGCUGGCGCCCGCACCUCGGCUCGGCCGCUGCGUCGCCUGCGGCCGGCGCGCCUGCGUCGUCGCCCGCCGUUGUGCGCCGGUCGGCGGCGUUCGUGGCGCCCGCCUCGGCGUCGAGGCGCCCUGUCAGCUCGCUGCAGCGUACGACGUCGAGCCGCGUCGCGAAUCUGGCGCUGUUGAGCCCCGUCAAGGCCGCUCCCGCCGCUGUCGGGCGCUCGGCGGCGUCGGUCGAGGACAAGCUCGCCGCCCUCCCACCUGCGCCGAGCACGCCCUUUUCGGCGCCUCUGAAGGCGGUCACGAACGUCGUCGACGCUGGCGCGGUCGCAGCAGGUCCGGCGCCGGCCCCGACGAGCGCGUGGCUGCCUCCCGCCGUCACCAAGAAGCCCGUCCUCCCCGCCGCCUCUUCCUCUUCUUCGACCGCCACCGUCAGCAGGGCCGCAUCCGUCUCCUCCUCGGCGACCGCCCGGUCGACGCCGGCGCCGGUGCCGAAGAAGAAGCUCGUCUCGUCGUCAACGCGCACGGCCCGUGCGCUCGAGAAGGCGCGCGGCAAGGCGCAGGUCGAGGGGCUCGAGUCGAGGGCGAGGAAGGUGCGCGCGACGGCUGCGGCGAGUACGAGUGCCAAGGCCAAGGGCAAGGCGAGGGCCGAGUGA
Molecule: messenger RNA, 2469 nt
Organism: Rhodotorula graminis WP1
Lineage: Eukaryota; Fungi; Basidiomycota; Microbotryomycetes; Sporidiobolales; Sporidiobolaceae
Exons: 4
Coding region: 1-2469 (822 amino acids)
Source: RefSeq, a predicted model, not a curated record